Batrachochytrium dendrobatidis JAM81 is the source of this 1290-nucleotide messenger RNA. RefSeq lists its product as uncharacterized. Gene Ontology annotation, molecular function: ATP binding; ABC-type oligopeptide transporter activity; ATP hydrolysis activity. Gene Ontology annotation, cellular component: membrane. The annotation marks the transcript as partial. The record is from RefSeq and is a predicted model, not a curated record. The transcript is spliced from 2 exons. Gene Ontology annotation, biological process: transmembrane transport. Lineage: Eukaryota; Fungi; Chytridiomycota; Chytridiomycetes; Rhizophydiales.
GGUGUAAAACUAUCAUUGGCAAUCCUAGCAGUAUUCCCAGUGGUUGGAGCAGUAUUGGGUUAUAUGCACCAUACUUCGUCUGUAUUCGAUAAAAAGUUGCGAGAAUCGUACAGAUAUGCUGGUCUUGUUGCUCACGAAGUCUUUAUUUCAAUCAAAACAGUCAUGGCUUUUAAUCGUCAAUUCUACGAAUCAGUUCGCUACACAAGCCAUUUGGCAGAAGCGUGUGCUGUACAUCAGCAAAAAUGCAUAUUCGAUGGAUUCGGCUGGGGAUCGUAUUCAUUCACUAUGCUUUGUGCAUUUGCAGUAUCGUUUUAUGUUGGUGGAAAACUAGUCGCUGCCAAUGAGAUUACUCCUGGAGAUGUGCUCAACUCGUUUUCACAGAUUGCUGUCGGUAUCACUGCAUUGGGAAAUAUCGGUCAGGCAAGCAGAGAGUUUCAAUACGGAUUUUUAGUUUUACAUGCACUUUUAGUCCAGCUUGGUCAGUUGGAAGAUCCUGGACAGACUCAUGUUGGUAUUGAACCACCGCGAUUUAUUGGGAAAAUCGAAUUUAAAAACGUCUGGUUUAGGCAAGUAUAUCCAUCACGCAUCAAUCGAUGGGUUUUACAAGAUUUCAGUUUGACAUUAAAUCCUGGCCAAGUUGUAGCAUUUGUUGGGCCAAGUGGAUGUGGAAAAUCUACAGUCUUGCACUUGCUUACCGGCUUGUAUAAACCCGAUUCCGGAACAGUUUUACUUGACGGAGUGGACAUCACCACCAUCAGCACGCUGUGGUUGCGUAAACAUAUGGGAAUAUCAAGUCAAAACUCGGAUUUGUUUGAUGGCUCAAUACACUAUAACGUGAGUCUCGGCAUUCACGGUAAUACAGAUCAGGUAUCCCGAUCAGUCGUGCAGAACGCAUGCAACAUUUCUCAGGCAUCUACAUUCAUCAAUGAGCUUCCAGAUGGAUAUGAUACUGAUAUUUCUGGUUUGCACACUUCUCUAAGUGGUGGUCAAAUUCAGCGUUUAGCCAUUGCUCGUGCCUAUCUUGGAGCUGAAUCUGGAAUGUUGAUUUUAGACGAAGCAACAAGUGCUUUAGACACAUCUACAGAACGGCUUGUCAUGAACUCCUUGAUCGAGUCUCGAAAAAACAAGACAAUACUUUGUGUUUCCCAUCGCGUUGCCUCGCUUACAGAGUUUACUCGCAUUAUUGUAUUCAAGGAGGGGCAUGUUGCCGAAGAUGGAUCAUUUGAAAAACUAACUGAAUCUCAAACAAUAUUCAAAACACUUUUGGAAACUCGCCAAACUAGUGCAUAU